Messenger RNA from Neoarius graeffei (lesser salmon catfish), 1440 nucleotides. RefSeq names its product E3 SUMO-protein ligase ZBED1-like. Bases 1 to 1440 code for a protein of 479 amino acids. Gene Ontology annotation, molecular function: protein dimerization activity. The transcript is spliced from 3 exons. Lineage: Eukaryota; Metazoa; Chordata; Actinopteri; Siluriformes; Ariidae. The record is from RefSeq and is a predicted model, not a curated record.
AUGGCCACUGUCAAACAAAACCUGAGGGAAGCAGACAAAAUUGCGCUAACGACCGACGCCUGGACCUCCCGAGCUACCACCACUUAUGUUACCUUUACAGCGCACUUCAUCCACAAAGAUUGGACUAUGACCUCAUAUGUCCUGCAGACUAAAGCUAUGCAUGAAGCUCAUACUGGAGUCAACAUGGCAGCUCUGCUGCAAAAAGUCGUGACCGAAUGGGGCAUGACAGGGAAAGUCGAUGCAGUAGUGACUGACAAUGCCAGCAACAUGACUGUUGCAGUGAACCUGGCUGGUUUACACCACAUUAAGUGCUAUGCACACACGACCAGCCUCGCAUCUCAAUGUGCACUUAAACUACCAGCUGUCGCAGGACUCCUCGGUCGCGUUAGAUGGGUCACUGGUUUUUUUCACCAGAGUGCCGCCGAACUCCAUGUUUUGAAAGAAAAACAGCAGUUGCUGGGGCUACCUGUGCACCGACUGGUCACGGAUGUACCAACUAGAUGGAACAGUGCCUUUGAUAUGGUUGAGCAUUUCCUUCAACAGCAGCCAGCCAUCACAGCUACUCUGCUUUCAACAGAGGUCAGAAAGAAAGAGAAAGAUGUGUGCACGUUCACCGAGGAAGACAUCUCAAAUGCUGAGGAGUUUGUCGAGGCACUGAAGCCAGUCAAAGUGGCUACCUGUGUCAUGUCGGAUGAGAAUCACCCAACACUCUCAGUCAUCGCCCCCCUUCACGCACAACUCCUGCAGAUGACUGUGGCAGGCAAAGGAGAUUCUCCGUUUGUCAAAGAACUGAAGAAAGCCAUUCAUGAGGACCUUUCCAAAAGGUACACAUCCCAGGCAGAUAAGUCCAUACUGAACCUCACUUCAGCUCUCGACCUGAGAUUUAAAGCACUGCCUUUCCUCUCUGAUGCUGACAAGCAAGUGACACUUGCCAAACUGGUCGUUGAAGCUGCAGGCACAAUGAGGAAUCGUGAUGAACAGGAGGGUGAUGGUGAGCCUGUACCAGAUGGGGAAACUGAGGAGACAGAGACACAGACAGUACAAGACCCCCAGUGCUCCCCACAUGCUAAACAGAGGAGAGAGUCCUGUGCCCUGGCUGAGUUACUUGGCAGCACUUUUAGGGAGGCUAGGCAGACACAGGCAUCACCAGUGAUGUCACCUCUUCAUGCUGCACAGAAGGAGGUGGAUGAGUACACCACAGCUGCUCCUUUGCCACGAUCAGAAAACCCACUAGACUGGUGGAAAGUGCAUCACUGUGAGUACCCUCUCCUGGCAAAGCUAGCGAAGCAGUACCUGUGUAUACCAGGGACAAGCGUCUCUGCUGAGCGCGUCUUUUCAACAGCAGGGGGCAUUGUCACUGCUCAGCGAAGCAGCCUAACACCUGAGCACGUUGACCAGCUCCUGUUUCUCCACAAAAACCUUAUCACUCCAAAGUGGUAG